CUGCCGCUUCUUUGCAGGGACGCCACCGCGUCGAUACGGCAGGCACUUCUUGUGGCCUUGCCUCCGCAGCUACCGGAACAGCUCGGUCGUGCCCUGAGUAAGGAGUAGGGACCACCGACUCCGUGGAUUCCUCCGCACGCGAAAGUGCUUAUCAUGUUGGGCUCUGGGUUCAAGGCUGAGCGCUUGCGAGUCAACCUGCGCCUUGUCAUCAAUCGCCUCAAACUGCUGGAGAAAAAGAAGACGGAGUUGGCCCAGAAGGCAAGGAAGGAGAUUGCAGAUUAUCUGGCAGCUGGAAAAGAUGAGCGUGCCAGGAUUCGUGUGGAGCACAUCAUCCGUGAAGAUUAUCUUGUGGAGGCCAUGGAGAUCCUGGAGCUGUACUGCGAUCUGCUGCUAGCCCGCUUUGGCUUGAUUCAGUCCAUGAAGGAGCUGGACUCUGGCCUGGCAGAAGCAGUAUCUACACUGAUUUGGGCUGCACCACGACUCCAGUCAGAAGUGGCUGAGUUGAAGAUUGUUGCUGACCAGCUGUGUGCCAAGUACAGUAAGGAGUAUGGGAAGCUGUGCCGGACAAACCAGAUUGGGACAGUCAAUGACAGGUUGAUGCACAAGCUGAGCGUGGAGGCGCCGCCCAAGAUUCUGGUGGAGAGAUACCUCAUCGAGAUUGCCAAGAACUACAAUGUACCCUAUGAGCCUGACUCAGUGGUGAUGGCUGAAGCCCCUGCAGGCGGAGAGGCAGAUCUGAUCGAUGUGGGAUUCACAGAUGAUGUGAAGAAGGGUGGCCCUGGAGGGGGAGGAGGUGGUGGAUUUACAGCCCCAAUGAUUGGUCAUGAUGGAUUAGUACCCAUGCCGGUAAUGAUGCCUAUGCCUAUGCCCAUGCCAACACCAAAUCCGCCCGUCUCCUAUCCACCUCCAAAGGGACCGGAGAACUUCAAUGGCCUGCCAGUGGGGACCUACCAGCCUUUCAGUAACAUCUGUCCACCACCAAUUCCAGCAACUCCACCAACAUACGAGUCUAUUGAUGAGCCUAACACUGACAAGGAAACUGCUGCACCAGCCGCUGGGCCCGGGCCAAAGUCAGAAGCUUCUCCUAAACCAAGAGCUGGAGCUCCUAAUACCUUUGAUAACUUUGUGCUGCCUGAAUUACCAUCCGUGCCAGAUACGCUGCCAACAGCAUCUGCUGGCGCCAACUCUUCUGCCUCUGAAGACAUUGACUUUGAUGAUCUUUCUCGGAGAUUUGAGGAGCUAAAGAAGAAAACAUAAAACUGACUGGGCUGUCACUCCCGUGUGAGGGGCAGGAGCUGUGGCGGCUGCUUCUCUCUGAAACACUCCCCUUGAAAUUGGUUUCCUGUAUUAACCUCAAAUGAACGCGCUCUUCUUUUUGCGCUCUCUUCCUGCUGUACUUAAACCAAAUGUCGCCACUUUCCUGAUCUUUGCUCCAGGAGGUGAACUGUGGGGAAUCUUGUGAGACUGGAGUUGGGAACAGCCCCUGUCAGUCUGGGAAGCUGUACAGGAAAGCUGUGCGUAAUGUUCUGGGAGUCGUUCCUGGCAGAGAAGGGAAGUGAAGGCCGAAACGGGACAGGGUUUUCUCCUCUCCCCUGGUGGUCUCAAGCGUCAUCCACAAGCUGCCCCUCUCUGCUCAAUAGCCUGUAUGGUAACAGUGAUUAAGUCCUUUCAGUAAGACUUCUAACUAAUUGGGGUGGAAGCAGGGAAUACGGUCAUGAGGAGAUGUGGCGUUGUGCUUCUGCCGUCUCCCUGGCUCCAGCUCUGUCCGGUUGCGGUUUGCCUGAUGUCCUCUUCUGUUCCCGCUGGACUCCGUGGCCUUCGCUGCGUUCCCGGCAGGGGUCGGCUCCCUGCUCACAGGAGGCAGCACUGAAUGCCUUCCCCUUUGGUGGCACGUUCUGCCCCAACCCGCUGGCAGGGCAUGCAGAGCGACACGGCGUCUGUGGCUGUGCCAGCUCCUUUCUUGUGGGGGAGCUGAGGUUGGGGGGACCUGGAGGGGACCCCGAGGGUGCAGGUGGCAGUAACUCCUCACCCCUGAACGAGGGGAGGGGAGAUCCCUGGCCUCUGCAGCUGGGGUGGCACAGCUGCUCCCCGACGCCAGAGGGGCUGCUGAGCCGCGCCUGCCCUCUUCUGUGUAACGUAUGUGUACAUAACACUUUCACACAACUUUUCUUUGAAGUUUUUGUCGAUUUGUAUCUUAUGGGUUGGUUCCUAAUAAAGCGUGGGCUCCUGA
Molecule: messenger RNA, 2230 nt
Organism: Chroicocephalus ridibundus (black-headed gull)
Lineage: Eukaryota; Metazoa; Chordata; Aves; Charadriiformes; Laridae
Gene: IST1
Product: IST1 factor associated with ESCRT-III
Exons: 10
Coding region: 154-1257 (367 amino acids)
Biological process (GO): protein transport
Source: RefSeq, a predicted model, not a curated record